Fusarium redolens is the source of this 1463-nucleotide messenger RNA. RefSeq names its product 14-3-3 domain-containing protein. Gene Ontology annotation, cellular component: cytoplasm. Gene Ontology annotation, biological process: signal transduction. The transcript is spliced from 4 exons. The record is from RefSeq and is a predicted model, not a curated record. NCBI's taxonomy places the organism in Eukaryota, Fungi, Ascomycota, Sordariomycetes, Hypocreales, Nectriaceae. Bases 395 to 1201 code for a protein of 268 amino acids.
GUUCUGUAUAUCUCUAGGCUGCAGCGAAGUGUGGGCCUGAGCGUGCCGUUAGGACGCAACGUCAACCUUCAGUCAGCGGCUUGGUGCGCAACCUAAUACAUUUGCCCGACUAUAGCGUGUUUUAUACUCCCAACGACCAUUUAUAUCGCUCCUCUCUGCUUGCCAAAAUCGAAACCGACACAUCACAGUUAUGAGUUAAUUAACAAACCCUCCUUAUAUUGCCCUCGCUACGCGCUACUCCCUAUUACCGUUGCCACUGCGUCAUUACCUCAUCGUCUCCCAUUCUAGCAGCACAUUUUCCUUUGGAUAUCUGAUACUGUUCUACUUCGGAGUACGAUUUUCCUUUUGUAGGUCCCUACCGCACCGCCGGAAUAUACCAAACCAUACACCCAUUAUGCAGGGUAAGAACCAUUUUUUCCUCGCUCGCCUCUGUGGUCAGGCUCAGCGCUAUGAUGACAUGGUCCCCCUUCUGAAGCAAGUCGUCAAGAGAGGUGGUGAGCUGAGUGUCGAUGAGCGGAACCUUCUCACUACUGCUUUUAAUAAAGCUUUCGACACCCGUCGUGCCAGCUGGCGCAUUAUCUUCUCGAUCGAGAAAAAUCAGUACAAGGGUAGUGAGAAACAUUUUGCUACCAUCCGUGGAUACCGCAUUAAGAUUGAGAAUGAGAUCGAAGAGAUCUGUCGGGACGUCUUAGAUCUGCUAGACCAGAGCCUGAUCCCAAAUGCCAGUACUGGCGAGUCAAUGGCAUUAUAUUACAAGAUGAAGGGUGACUACAGCCGUUAUCUGACCGAGUUCGUGUCGGGUGAGAAGCACAAUCGUGCAGUUAUCUCUGCGCAUAAUGCCUACAAGAUUGCUGCCUAUGUUGCUAAGACAGAGUUCACAGCCGCUCACCCAUUUAGGCUGGGCUUGGCUGUCAAUUUCUCUGUCUUCUACUACAGAAUUCUGAAUUCACGCGAUCGUGCCCGGUAUCUUGCGAAACGUGCUUUUGACGAUGCCAAGGCCGAGAUCGAUGUCCUAACCAAGGAGCCUGAUGACGACAGUAUCCUUCUCAUGCAACUCCUUUGCAUCAACCUGGCCCUUUGGGCGUCUUCAGACAGUGGUGAGCGUGAAGGGAUUAGCUGCAGAAACUACAUGCACCUCUGCUCAUCACCACACCAUGUAUCCUUGAGAAAAUCUGGCACAUAUCACCAAGGUAGCUCAUGACUCGACAAGCGCUACCUAGCCAAUCUUUAGGCGAGUAAAAAUCUGCCAUCCUCUUGUUCUCUCCCGUAUUAUAAUAGAAAAGAAAGUUAUUUGAUUCUUGUCUAUUUCCUUGGGGGAGUGCCCUUACUGUCUUAUAGUUUAUAUCCCUAUUAUUUAUCUUAUUUUUAGUAGAAGAGGAAAUUUACUACCUUUUAUUAGCUUAUAUCCUUAUAAAAUCCUCUUUUACUAAAAGAGGGAUAGUAUUUUAGAGGUCUUAAUAGAG